AUGGCACAUCCCGACAAUCCCUCAAAUCCGGACAAAACUGGGAACGAUGGGUCGACGAAUGCGGAUGAUCGUGAUCCGGAACCGAUUGUUGCUGAAUGCAACGCGGAAAAAGAUGUUGCUGACCGAAAUCCGGAACAGGAUGCUGCCAGGGAUAAUACAGAAAAGGAUAUAGCUUGCCGAAAUCCAAAACAAAAUAUGAAUAGUGUCGUUGCAAGCGUCUCUGAAACUGGUAAUUUCAAUGUGGUGGAUAAAGAAAUUGAAGAAUUCAUAAGGCGCGAAAAGGGAGUGAAUGAGACGACGACGAUGGCACGAGCCGAGCAGUUGGCACUGGCCAUAAGCUAUUGUCGGAAAAAUCUGCGAAGGACGAGUUUAACAGGCGUAAAUUACCAUUCUUGUAACUUUUUUCGAAUCACAAAAGCCUCCCCAGAUUUAUUAUCCUGA
Gongylonema pulchrum is the source of this 441-nucleotide messenger RNA. The record is from the annotation of a GenBank genome assembly. Lineage: Eukaryota; Metazoa; Nematoda; Chromadorea; Rhabditida; Gongylonematidae.